GGAAGAAGAAGAAGCCCGCAACACGGAAGUACGUGGGAAAUGUCUGCUGGUCUUCUGCGGUUAAAAUAAGUGUCUUGAGAUGAGACCAACGGUGUUUUUUACGUGUUCAGUCCUAUUUUACAAUUUGGAGAUUGUACAUUCCCGAGGUGACGAUGGAAAGCAAGAAUGGCCGAUUCCUUACAGGCGAUUUGAUUGUCGUCCCGCUGCGGACUCGUACUGUGAAGCCAUGUUCCCCUUCUGUCCCACCGGCGACAGGGAUGGCCGGAUCCCCUACAUGAAUAACUGGGAUGUCAUCUCGGUAUUUCGACUGCAAGCUCCAGUGUGGGAGUUUAAAUAUGGAUCAUUGCUGGGGAAAAUGCAUAUCAUGCAUGAUGCCAUUGGGUUCAGCAGUGCUGAAACGGGGAGAAACUACACCAUGGAGUGGUAUGAACUCUUCCAGCUGGGCAACUGCACCUUCCCUCACCUGAGACGUGAGACUAACAACCCCUUCUGGUGCAACCAGGGAGCUGCAUGCUUCUUUGAGGGGAUUGAUGACAUCCACUGGUCUGAGAAUGGUACCUUGGAGAAAGUGGGAGAGAUCUCAGGUGGCCAGUUCAACGAGAUGGCCUUGUGGGUCCAGGACGACAACCAGACUGGGAUUUAUUAUGAGACGUGGACGGUCCGCUCAGACCCUGGCCCCAACGCCACCGUGUGGUUUGACUCCUACGACUGCUCCCAGUUCGUCCAUCGCACCUACAGGUAUCUUACGCAACAGCGAGCCAAGCUGUCCAGCCGAUUCCAGACCAACUACACUAAGAUCUACCUGUACAGUGGGGAGCCGACCUACUUGGGGGAUGAUGAUUCUAUCUUCAGGGAGCCUUCUGCAAAGACGCUGGCUGAAGACAUCCGCAAGUUCUAUCACCCUUUCCGACCACACCAGUCGUACAUUGACUUUGUCCUCAGUCUCGCGGAGGCUUAUCAGAAGGUGGUAGAGGAGAAGAGCUUCUACUUGUACUAUAACUUUGAAUAUUGGCACUUACCCAUGAAAUCUCCAUAUGUGCAGAUCACAUAUGAGGAAGUGCCUUUGCCGUAAAGCCACAAUUUGUAAUUGGUUUUUCAGCCAAACAGCAGCCGAGCCGCCACUUUGCAUUAAAGCUGAGGGAUGGGUCUGGAAAAAAAUGUUACCACUCAGUCAGAUGGAGCUAUGGAUUGAAGGACUAUCAUUAAUUCAUUGAACUGCCAUAUUAAACUUUGUCACAUGCGCCGAAUA
Molecule: messenger RNA, 1249 nt
Organism: Oncorhynchus tshawytscha (Chinook salmon)
Lineage: Eukaryota; Metazoa; Chordata; Actinopteri; Salmoniformes; Salmonidae
Gene: cln5
Product: CLN5 intracellular trafficking protein
Exons: 4
Coding region: 80-1072 (330 amino acids)
Biological process (GO): lysosome organization
Cellular component (GO): lysosome; lysosomal membrane
Molecular function (GO): hydrolase activity, acting on glycosyl bonds
Source: RefSeq, a predicted model, not a curated record